UGAUGUCCAAUAGCCUGAAGAAGAAAAAUCACUGGACCAACAAAGUCCACGAAGUGGUUGUCAUCAGGAGCAAAGAAGGGGAAUUUGGCUUCGAGCUGAGGGGGGGCGCGGAGAUUGGGCAGUUCCCCUACUUCGGCGAGGUGAAACAAGGCAAAGCGGCUGUCCAGAGCGGCAAGCUUGCUCAGAGUGAGUUGCUGCUGGAGGUCAACAACACAGCGGUGGCUGGGCUCACCACCCGGGAUGUUCUGGCCGUCAUCAAACACUGCAAAGACCCGGUCCGCUUCAAGUGUGUCAAACAAGGAGGCGUGGUGGAUAAGGACCUUCGGCACUACCUCAACCUGCACUUCUCCAAGGGCUCCGUGGACCACGACCACCAGCAGAUUAUCAGAGACAACCUCUACCUCCGCACCGUGCCCUGUACCACCCGGCAGCCGAAGGAAGGAGAGGUGCCGGGGGUGGACUAUAACUUUGUGAGCACAGAGCGCUUUAUGGAACUGGAGCAAAGUGGAGCCCUGCUAGAGAGUGGAACCUAUGAAGAGAACUUAUACGGUACUCCCAAGCCCCCAGCCGAGCCCAGUCCGGCGGCCCCUCCACUGAAUGUGAGUGAGGUGCUGCUUCCCGGAGCCCGGCCCAGCAUCCAGGGCAAGAGGAAGAGGAACCAGUCGGUCAGAAACAUGCAGCGACAAGCCAGCCUGGAGCCGCCCGAGGAAGAAGAGGAAAGCAGCCCCCCCGUGGUCAAUGGGAACGGGGUGGCCAUCACACCAGAGACAAGCGAGCAUGAGGACAAGAGCACAGAUGGGUCGGGGGAGGUUUCUGUGGUGGAGGCCCCAACACUGCCCCCUCCCGCCACUGAGCCCCCCACAGAGGGAGAGGAGCCCCCUGAGGGGGACUCCCCCAAAUCACCCCCCAAACUCCCCGAGGGGGAUGAGGAGGAACUGGGACCCCUGCCUGACAACUGGGAGAUGGCCUACACAGAGAAAGGAGAGGUCUACUUCAUAGAUCACAACACCAAAACCACAUCAUGGCUGGAUCCUCGGCUGGCAAAGAAGGCCAAGCCACCUGAGGAGUGCAAAGAGGACGAGCUGCCAUAUGGCUGGGAGAAGAUUGAUGACCCUAUCUAUGGCAGUUACUACGUAGACCACAUCAACAGAAGGACACAGUUUGAGAACCCCGUCCUGGAGGCAAAGAGACGACUGGAGCAGCAGCAGCAGAUGCAGAGCCAGGGACUGUCAGCUCUGCCCUUACCUACUAUUUACAGAGAGAAGCCCCCGUUCACAAGGGACCCCACACAGCUGAAGGGCUCCUUCUUGUCAACGGCUCUCCAGAAGAGCAACAUGGGAUUUGGCUUCACCAUCAUUGGAGGGGACGAGCCAGAUGAGUUCCUGCAGGUCAAGAGUGUCAUACCUGAGGGCCCAGCCGCACAGGAUGGGAAGAUGGACACAGGUGAUGUCAUAGUCUACAUCAAUGACAUCUGUUGCCUGGGCACAACGCACGCCGACGUGGUCAAACUCUUCCAGUCUGUGCCCAUCGGCCAGAGCGUCACCCUGGUCCUCUGCCGGGGAUACCCCCUACCAUUUGACCCCGAGGACUCUAUUGGGGCAUCCACCAGCGCCUCCCUGACCACCAUGGGCCUGGAACACCGACCCCUGGUGGUGAAUGGGCGCAGUAGCUACGACCCUUACCUGGAGUACCUCUCCCUGAGCUCCCAUCUCCCUCCCCAGGCUCUAACACAGCCCGGGGCACCCCACCUUGAUGGGUCCUCGCUACCUCCCACUACCGCCCGGUCUGCACAGGCCAUGACACCGCACGACGAUAACAUCUCCAUGGCAUCGUCGGGGGCGACAGGGAUUGCCGGGGGCGUGAUCCAGGGGGCAGAACUGCUGACCGUAACCAUUGUGAAGGGGGCGGAGGGGUUCGGAUUCACCAUCGCCGACAGCUCCACUGGGCAGUGUGUCAAACAGGUGUUGGAGCCGGGUGUGCAGGGCGGAGUGGGUCUGAGUGAAGGAGACCUAAUCCUGGAGGUGAACCAGCAGGGUGUUGUGGGGGCAGGACAUGGACGUGUGGUGGAGCUGCUAAAAGAGUGUUCUGUCGGAGCCGAGGCCACGCUACUCAUACAGAGAGGAGGAGGGGCAGGUCACCUCUCUCCAUGGAAGACCUCCAAACAGCUACCAGAGCAGUGGGACCCCCAUGGUAGUCCCCAGACCAGCCUGUCAGCCCCAGUGCUUCCCACAGGCAUGCCCUUCCCUACCCAGCCACAGCACAGCACCUCGGUCCCCGACUCUACAGAGGGCUUCGACCUCAACAAGCCCGACCCAUACGACCUCUAUGAGAAGUCCAGGGCCAUUUAUGAGAGUAGGCGUCCAGAGUAUCAGGAUGUGGAGGUGCACCUGUUGAGGGAGAAGACUGGGUUUGGCUUCCGCAUCCUGGGGGGAGACGAGGCCGUGCAGGCUAUUGUGAUCGGGGCGAUCAUAGAGAACACUCCUGCAGAACGCGACGGACGACUUCGACCCGGGGACGAGCUCAUCUCCGUGGAUAAGAUGGUGGUUGCUGGGAAACCACACAGAUACGUGAUCGACCUGAUGCACGCCGCCGCUCGCAAUGGCCAGGUCAGCCUGGCAGUCCGGAGGAGAGUCCACUUCCCCAGUGAGGUGUUAGGGGUGAACGGCCGUAGCCCUGGCUCCGUGUCCACGCAGCACAGCUCCCCACACAGCGACGCCGCCUCAGCUUCCUGUUCCGUCACCCCCGACAACUUCCUGCCGCCCUCCGUCACCUCCCCCCUGGAGGGUGCCGUCCACCUGCAGACCAGUGAUGUCAUCAUCCACCGCAAGGAGAACGAAGGCUUUGGCUUUGUUAUCAUCAGCUCGCUGAACCGACCGGAGAACGCUGCCAUCAUCACUGUGCCCCAUAAGAUCGGUCGUAUCAUCGAGAGCAGCCCGGCAGACCGCUGCGGGAGCCUGAAGGUGGGUGACCGGAUCCUGGCUGUCAAUGGGCAGUCCAUCAUCAGCAUGCCCCACGCUGACAUUGUCAAGCUCAUCAAAGAUGCCGGUCUCACCGUCACCCUUCACAUCAUACCGGAGGAAGGUUCUCUCCCUGUACCUGCUUCUCGUCCCUGGCGUAGAUCCUCACAGAAUGCUGACACAACUAAAAUAUGCAUUUGGGAGUUUCGGUUGGUGAUGUCGGGUCUGGGUGCUAUCGCCGAGGGAACCGGGGGUGCUUCAGCUAGCUCGUCAGGCUUACACGCCUUAGCUGGCUUGAGAGGUCGUCUUGCCUCGGUGGGCUCAGCAGGCGCCCACACCCAUGUCAUGCUUCAGCCGGCCUUCAGGCUCCCACGCCUCAGUCGGUUCGUUAGGCUCCCACGCCUCAUUAGGAUCAUCGGGAUUUCACGCCCCAGCCGGAUCGUCAGGCUCCCACGCCUGAGCCGUCUCACCAGGCUCCUAAGCCUCUACCGGUUUGUCAGGCUUCUACGCCCCCAGACGGCUUGUCCAGCACCCAUGCCUCGGCCUGCCCGUCAGGCUCGCCCAGAUCCCAACUCAGGGCCCAGCUCAGAGAAGCAGAGCCCCAUGACCCAGAAACACAGCCCCCAGGCACAGCCCAGCCCUGUAGCCACCCAGCCCAGCCAAGGAGCCUCCCAGGCAGGCCCAGCACCACCAACAGCCCAGCCAGGCCAAGUACCAGCAGUAGACACCCAGCCGGCCCCGGGAGCAGCCGUCCAGCCCAACCCGCCAGGGGCCCAGCAGAGCCCGGUCGCCCAGCCGCCCAGUCACCCUCCCCCACUCUACCUCCACGAUGGAAGGUCAGAGGUGAAAGCCAGGCAGGAUGUGAAACCAGACAUCUGCCAGCCUCCGUUCACCGACUACCGCCAGCCCCCUGUCGACUACCGGCACCCUCCAGUGGCUGAUUACCGGCAGCCGCCCACGCUGGACUACCGGCACCCUCCUCCCCUCAUCGACUACAGACAGCACUCGACAUCACUCGCUGCACAGUUCCCUCUAGCACAGUUUCCCCCAGACUUCAGACCACAGGACUUUGACUACUUCACGGUAGAGCUGGAGAAGAGUGUGAAGGGUUUUGGCUUCAGUAUCCGUGGGGGGCGGGAGUACAAGAUGGAUCUGUUUGUGCUGCGGCUCGCCGAGGAUGGGCCGGCCAUCCGCAAUGGCAGAAUGAGGGUGGGGGAUCAAAUCAUUGAGAUAAACGGGGACAGUACCCGAGACAUGACUCACGCCCGGGCCAUCGAGCUGAUCAAGGCAGGGGGGAGGCGGGUGAGACUGCUGCUGAAGAGAGGCACAGGACAGGUGCCUGAGUAUGUAGACAGUGCCUCCCCCUGGGAUGCCAUUCCUCCAGCCCUCUCUGCCCUGCAGGAAGUGACCCUUGACCACCAGCAGCCGUCCACCUCAUCUUUCUCAUCCCAUCCAGCCUUCACCCCAAACUCCCCCCACCAGCUCCUUCUAGAGGCCACACCGCGUAUGGCAGCCCAUUCUCCAGACCCCAGCGCCACGAAAGGGGCUACAGGUGGCAGGUGCACCCAGCCCAGGGGCACCGUCCAUGGGCAAAGAACCCUGCAGUGGCCUGGGGAGUUGGAGGGGGGGCCCCGAGAGCCCCAACCUCCGCCGCGGCCCCCCAAAGCUAGAUGGAGGUCUGCGGAGAGGAGAGAGAGCAGCAGCACACACCCACGCAGGAUCCAAAUGCCGCCGCAUGGCCCUGGGACUCUCCCUACCUGA
Molecule: messenger RNA, 4718 nt
Organism: Salvelinus namaycush (lake trout)
Lineage: Eukaryota; Metazoa; Chordata; Actinopteri; Salmoniformes; Salmonidae
Product: membrane-associated guanylate kinase, WW and PDZ domain-containing protein 2-like
Exons: 23
Coding region: 3-4718 (1571 amino acids)
Biological process (GO): receptor clustering; signal transduction
Cellular component (GO): dendrite; cytoplasm
Molecular function (GO): type II activin receptor binding; SMAD binding; beta-1 adrenergic receptor binding
Source: RefSeq, a predicted model, not a curated record